UCAGGUCUAUCUCGCAUCCUUCUUCUGUUUCCAUUUCAAGUGAUGUAUAAAAAUAAAAUCUCUGAGAUACUACUAAUGUUACUAGCUUGAAUCUUUGAGGUGUUGAAUUAUGCCAAAGGCCGCUCCCAAAUCCAGUAAUUUAUCAGAUGAUGACAUAAAGGCUCUCACUUGGCGAACACAGGAUGGAGGAACUGAGGUUGUGGAAGCGAAGGCUGGAAAGGGAUCAGCGACACUUUCCAUGGCCUACGCUGGAGCUGUCUUUGCUGAUGCUUGCUUAAAGGGGCUCAAUGGAGUUCCAGAUAUUGUUGAAUGCUCCUUUGUGCAAUCAAGCAUCACUGAUUUGCCUUUCUUUGCCUCUAAGGUGAGUCAAUGGUCAGAAGCUAGGCACCAGCUUCACAUCACAAGCUGGGCUUGAUACGGAUAAAUCUCUAAGCUGAUUGCUUCCGUGAUGCUGCAGGCAAGGCUAGGAAAGAAUGGCGUGGAGGAAGUCUUUGGAUUGGGUCCUCUUGCAGAUUAUGAACAACAUUACAACAGGGUCUUGAAAGCUUCAAGCCGGAGCUUAAAGCUUCGAUAGAGAAGGGAGUUGAGUUUGCCAACCAAAAUUAAUUGGACAAGUUAUGCAAGAUUUUGGAAUCAUAUUUUGGAACAGUUUAGUCACUGUUUUCCCAGCAUAUGAAAAUUUAAUUAGUCUAUGGAUUUUUCAAGUUUCAAAUUUAAUUAGUCAAUAUUUUGGAAUCAAAUUUCUUAUGAAAAAUUCAACUACUAUGGAGAUGGAUUUAAUUAGUCUAGGACAAAUUUAUGGACAAAAUUUCUGUCAUGGUGGAGUGUCUUUUAGUGUGUUUCAAACUCAGUUGAUGAGUUGUUGUUUCAAUGGCCAAUAAUGAUCAAUGGCAAGUUUAAGAGAGAGUCAUGGCAACUACUCUCAUAUAGUAUU
Populus trichocarpa (black cottonwood) is the source of this 934-nucleotide messenger RNA. Its product is annotated as malate dehydrogenase, mitochondrial. Gene Ontology annotation, cellular component: mitochondrion; cytoplasm. Gene Ontology annotation, molecular function: L-malate dehydrogenase (NAD+) activity. The coding region runs from base 110 to 415 and encodes 101 amino acids. NCBI's taxonomy places the organism in Eukaryota, Viridiplantae, Streptophyta, Magnoliopsida, Malpighiales, Salicaceae. The record is from RefSeq and is a predicted model, not a curated record. The transcript has 2 exons.